This is a messenger RNA of Williopsis jadinii, 2295 nucleotides long. RefSeq lists its product as uncharacterized. NCBI's taxonomy places the organism in Eukaryota, Fungi, Ascomycota, Saccharomycetes, Phaffomycetales, Wickerhamomycetaceae. The record is from RefSeq and is a predicted model, not a curated record. The transcript has a single exon. The annotation marks the transcript as partial.
UCACCAUUCUCCCAGCUGUCAUCAAAUAAGACAAAUUCGUUGUUUGGUAGUGCUGGUAGCAACGAGAGCCCAUUUGCAAGAUUGUCUGGGUCUAAUGACAAAGAGCCAACUAAGACAAAGUCUCAGUCUCCUUUCAGUUCCCUGAAACCUGAAAGUGAUUCUUUCUUUGGGUCAUCUCAAUCUGCCCAAUCUUCCCCAUUCGACUCUCUAGGUAAUACUGGCGUAUCACCUCUAUUCAGUAAUGCACAGCCCUCGCAUUCGGCUACAGAUAAAGACAAAGUCUUUGACUUUGGCUCCGUUUCAGAGGCUGUUAAAGAUUCUUCUAAAGAAACUGGUGUAUCCGCAUUAGAUGUUUCGUCUAGUGAAGAAGAAAUUGAGGAUGAUAGCGAUUCUGACUCGGAUGAAGUCGAAAAGCAAGUUUCUAACAUUGCACCAACUGACCUUAAUCCGCUUGCGUCAGCUUCUGGUCCAACAAAUUUUGGAAACGCCGGGUUCAGUUUUAACAGUAAUGCUGGUGGUUUUGGUAGCACUGGAUUUGGAACUUCUGGUUUUACGUUUGGCGAUAAACCUAAAGAAACGACAUCAGCAGCAACUUCUGAUACGAAGCUUGAUUUCUCAAAUUCUGGAUUCGGUGCCUUUGCAGAUAAGAAACUAAAUUUUGGAGGAAAGAAUAUCUUUGAGUCAAGUGAUAGUGUAUCUGAACAAGUUCAUGAAUCACAUGAUGAACAGAGCUUCCAUGGCUUUGAUGAUCACGAAGAUGCUGACGAUAGAACACAGCAUAACUUUUCAGAUGAUAUUGACGGUGUUCAAGGCAUCUCUGGAGACGAUGUUGAUGCUGUUGAUGAUUCCAGUUCUAAUAUGGAAGACGAUAAUGGUGAAGAGGAUGGAUCAUCUGCUAAUGAAAGUGAGCUAACUGACAAUGAUUCUGAUAGUCAGAACAAUGAAGAAAGUGCUCACGCCUCAGUGGCUGCAGCUAUAAGUGAUGCAUAUCUCUCGUCAGAUAUCGUUCCUGUGGAAUCUGAUGUUGAUGAAGAAGCAUUAAUACAGAACAUCAAUGACGAUUUCGAAGUCAACGAUGAUGUUGAGGAUGCGGAAGCGUCAGAUUUGAGCGGCAUUACCCAAGACAUGUCACAACCGGAUGAGGUUGAGGAAUCUGAAGAAGUCCCGGAUGACAGUGAGACUCAAAAACGUUCGGACAUUGAGAAGAAAGAUGAUGAUGUCUCAAUAGAACCGGACCAAGUUAGCAGACACAAUAAAGCAACUCAGCCAGAUGUGAACUACGUUUCGGAAUCAAUUCAAACAGACGAUAAUACCAGAGAAGCGGAAAUUCAGGCCACAGUGCAGGAAAAGCAUAUCUCCUUACAAACAGAUCCAAUUGAACUUGUUGAUGUUUCCCAAGAUUUAUGCGAUGAUGAAGUUUACUUCGGCUCCUUCCAUCUUCCUAUCGAUAUCAAAAGCUAUGUUCAUGUUAAAGAUGUAAAAUAUCCAAAGUUGAGCUCUAAUGACCUUGAAAAAGAGAUAGAGUUGAUGUUUUAUGACACAGAAGCUGAGCUGAUGGUAGUAGAGGAGAACAUUCGCAAUUUGAACAGCUUUUUCUUGGAUCAUUGCAACAUUCCCGUUCAACAUACCGAGGUAUCUAUUGGGCACAGCAACCAAUGGAGGUUAUCGGAGGCUUAUAUCAUCAAUGACAUCUUGAACUCAACUGUUAAACAGUCAUCUACGAUAGCAUCUGAUACUAACUCAGACUUUGUUACUGUUGAUGAAGUCCGUUCAGGUACGAAGGUUAUCGAAGACCGCUGUCACAGGGUUGCUAAUAAACUUGUUGCCCUUGAAAAGCAAUAUGAUGUUCAACUGAAUGCCUCUAGGGAGCUUGAUUUUGAGCAACUUAUGCUGCAACAAAGAGUUAGAGAAUCAUUUGCUAAUACUUCGUCACAAUUACGUUAUGCCGAAACAAAGCUUUUAACUUUGAAAUCAAUUGCUAAUGUCUUUUAUGAUAAGAACCCUACACCAAAGGUACUUGGAGAUGUUAUUUGUCAGAUGGGCGUUGUCAGUUCUAAUUAUUCUACAGAUGUUCAAUCUUUGACCGAUGAAAUUGCAAAGAUGAACCUGAACCAUUCCAAGAUCCUGGGGGAGCUGCAAAAAGGCAAAUCUAAACUUUUUGAUCAGCAUCAACAUGAGGAUAGAUCCAUGUUAAAGAUAAAGAUUGAUGAUUCUGACAGGAAGUUUUCCUCAUAUCAGUCUAUUGUCCCAUCUCUCAAAGAGAGAACUGUUGAUGAUGUCACAAAUGUCUUCUGA